GAAUUUUGUCAAUAUCUAGCGGAUACAUGCAGAUAAAUCAAUGCGUUAUAACAGUUUGAAUAACUGCCGGGUUGUUUAAAAGCUCAGAUUUUCAAAAAUAUCAUUUUAUAAGAAUACGUCGUGCAGCAAAAUCUAAGUGUGUUUUUUUUUCGUAUUUUAACAUACUCAACCAGAUCACGAUGUAUAUUGUUUAACGUGUUUGUUUAUAAACCCAUAGCUAUUGGUAAUACGAUAUGGGUAAUGGUAACAAUAAAGUGAGACACGAUACGCAGUCACAUGACCGGAUAUCACCUGGAUUUAGUAACUACGAUUGAUUUUACAUGUUUAAGUUAACAACAACAGGAGUAUAAAUAGUGACAAAAUGGCUUCCAAUUUAGAGGAUAUAAUUCACAGAGGAUGUGACUCGUUUUUUGACUUUGCUUGCUUUACCUGUGAGGGAAAUGGCGGAAACACAGAGGCUGAAUUUUACUGCAAAGAAUGUUCUCAACUUUGGUGUAGCAAAUGUGUGGAGCAUCAUAACUAUCUUUACAAAAAGCAUGCAAUCUUGGGUAAGAAAAACAUCACUGAAUGGCCGAAGACUAAUGUUGGUGAAUUAGAGAAAUGUCAGGAGCACAAGAAAGAAAAACUGAGAAGAACCUCCGAGGAUCACAAGCAGAUGAUAAUAUGUAAUGUCUGCCAUGUCCACAAUUAUCAUCAAUACGUACCCCCGGCCAGGAAGGACAAAGAGUCCUCUAGAUUAACUGUUGAACACGGCGGAACGGACAACAGGAAAGCAAUGCCGUUAAAGAAUAAAAAAGGCAAUGGAAAUGGCGUGAGUAAACAGCCAAACCCAGGAGUACAUGCGCCAAAACAAAAAACGACAGAUAGUAGUAAGCCGAAGAAAGUUGUCACAGAAGAUGAAAAAAACAAAGAACAUAAAAUCACAUCAAGCGGGGAUGCCCAAGAAGACAAACAGAAAGAUAAAAUAAACGCAAAAGAUAAUGCUGGUCAGGAACACACGGACACAACUGAAUCUGAGGCUAUGAUCACGGAUAAUUUAAGCGGAACUGAAGAUGAGGACCAAAUGCCGGGAAAAAAUGGCGCUGAAACGAAAAAGGCGGACAAUGACUCGAAACGUGCAAAGCUUGAGAACAGUGUUUCGCCUGGCUCCAGUGAUGGUAGACGCAAACCGCAGACGUACGAUUGCACAAGCGAUGGCUCUCAACCUCGGGAAGCAAGCGGUGGUGUUCAACAACAGGCCAUGCUGCAAAGGCAGCGCGCAGCUGAAGCGAGCAAGCAAAUGUUGUACGGUGUAUACGGAAAUUUCGUUUCCAUACUGGAAGAAUACGAGGCAAGGACGCAGAAGACGAAAGCUGCGAGAUCGAAUAUUGCUUUGCCUGAUCAGUCCAAAAAGUCUGUGGAUGACGUACAGAGCAUCGUUCAGACGCAACUGCUGCUGUUUGAAACCCAGCAACGUGCAUGUCCAAAGGAAGUCAGUCAGAGCGUGAACAAAGAACUGAGAAAGAAGACACUUCAUUGGGCUGCCGUCCGAGAGGAGAAACAUAUGAAACCAAAUGAGACAGACAAAUACAUUUGUCAAUUGUACGAAGUUUUGGUGAAGGGUAAAACAAAACACGAGAUUCUCGAGAAACCCAGCAAACCUGUCUCAGCCGCGACAAUCAAGGAAAACGUAAAGCACAUCUUCAAAGGCAAAAAUGACGCCAUGGAAAUUGACCAACAAUUUAAACAAGACGACAAGAAGAAAGCGACAAGCCCUGAAACCCGCCGGUCUGAACUGGAUGAUGCCUACGAAAAAGGUGCAAAACGGAUGAAAGUAACUAGACCAGACCUUAAAAAGGUUCUUGACAAUGACGUUAAGGAGUUCCUGGACGAUGGUUUCGACAAUAUUCGUUAAAUAAAAACCUGUAUAAUAAUGUAAAUCACAAACAUUGUAAUGUAUUAUACUUAUAUGUGUGAGUAUCGGACGAUCAUGAAUUUUUAAAUAAUUUAACAUGUCGUGCUUGUGCUCAUGCAACAAUUGCUGAAUAGGUUGAUACUCGCCUUCUGUAAUUAUGUUUUAUGUGAUUCCUUUUUGUUUUCGUUUAAUAAUAACCACCUUUCGUGUUUUUUUAUGAUUUUACGUUUGCUAAAUUUGAUGUUUUCCUUAUAUUUUAAAUAAGGCUAUAUUGUAUGUCACAUCUAUAAGAAAUUCGUUUUAUUGACAUUAUUCAACCCUUGUGAUUCUUAUUUGAUUACAACACAUGAUAAAUUAAACUAUUCAAUUAAAAAAAGUUAUUCUUGAAA
This is a messenger RNA of Dreissena polymorpha, 2283 nucleotides long. RefSeq lists its product as uncharacterized. The record is from RefSeq and is a predicted model, not a curated record. NCBI's taxonomy places the organism in Eukaryota, Metazoa, Mollusca, Bivalvia, Myida, Dreissenidae. Bases 362 to 1894 code for a protein of 510 amino acids. The transcript is spliced from 7 exons. Gene Ontology annotation, molecular function: zinc ion binding.